AUGAAGUUUUCUACUGUGAUGUUUGUUGCUCUAUCUUCUAUUGUUUCUGCCAACCUUUUCUGGGGAAACUCAGGUGAAAGCACAUCAAGCUCAGGCUUCCUUGGAUUAGGGGAGGGUAGUAGUGGAAGCACAGGCUCAGGCACCUCCAAUUCGAGCUCACUUGGCGAAAGCACGGGGGGCGGCAAUGGUUCUGGAAGUGAUGGUGUGCAAAAGGCAAAGGAAGAAGUUGCUGGGUUCAUGGGUAAGAAUGAUGACACAUCGGGGUUCUUUGGUAGCAGUAGUGAUACCUCCGCCUCUGGUAAAAGUGGCCUAGCAGAGUCUGAGUCAUCAUGCGAUGAAGGUGAAUGUUCUGGAGGAAGCUCAAACCCUCCUAGUGGCAGUAGUGCUAACUUCUGGGGUGGUAAAGGUGAUAAAGAUGAAUGA
Molecule: messenger RNA, 423 nt
Organism: Encephalitozoon hellem ATCC 50504
Lineage: Eukaryota; Fungi; Microsporidia; Unikaryonidae
Exons: 1
Coding region: 1-423 (140 amino acids)
Source: RefSeq, a predicted model, not a curated record